Molecule: messenger RNA, 4800 nt
Organism: Rotaria sp. Silwood2
Lineage: Eukaryota; Metazoa; Rotifera; Eurotatoria; Philodinida; Philodinidae
Source: the annotation of a GenBank genome assembly
AUGACAACUACAAGUAAAAACAUCGAAUCAAUUGUUAAACAAUGGAGUUCAUUUGAUUUGAAAUCAAUUCAGCAUGAUUUAGACGUGACAACAACUGAAAUAGUCAGUUGUGCUGAUGAAAGUGAUCAAUCAAGAAGAAAAUUGGUUGAAUUAAGUCGAGAUUUUAAGAAAAAUACGAAUGAGGAUGUAUGCAAAGCCAUUACACCUAUAUUAAAAUCGUUCCAGAUCGAAAUAGAUAGUUUAUCAAAACGAAGCAAAGUAACUAAACAAACUUUCUUAGAAAUUUAUCAACAUUUAAGUGAAUUACCAGAUCCGGUGCCAAAUCGUGAAUAUAUUCAAACAUUACAGAGACGAUUUGAGAAAGUGUUUGAUUUAGAAGUGCAAAAUCAAAAUUUAAGAGAAAUAUUAAACGAAUUAGCUCAUAUUUGGAAGAAAAAAACAGAAGUAAUCAUACAGCAAAAUAUUAAAGAAAGAAAAGACUUCCAACAUAUCUUCGCUGAUAAAGAACAUCAAUUUGAUCUUAUUACAAAAUAUGCACAAAUAGAAAUGCAUCAAUCAGUAUUAGAUCCUUUACAUCAAGAUAUGUUUGAAUAUAAAAUAAAACAAGACGAUACAAAUAAUUUAUGUUCAUCAGAUAGUCAUAUGUGUAAUCAAGAUUUAGAACAAAUGAAUAAGCGAACAUCAAAUACAGAACGAUUUGUUGAUAAACUACGUGAAGAUUUUGAACAAAAGCGAUCAACAAAUAAUAAAUCUAAUGAUGAAUUGAUUUCACAAGAAGAAAUAGAGCGGAAAUUAUGUGAAAAACUUGAGCUUGAAUUAGCAGCUAAAGAACGUCAAAUAGUUACACUUGUUGAUGAAACACAAAAAUUACAAUCGACAUUGAUUAAAAUAAAAGAAACAUCAUUUACACAGAUUUCUGGUCUUGAAAAUGUCUUAAGUGAAAAAGAAAAGUUAAUCGCACAACUAGAAAAUAAAUUACAAAGUCAAGCCGAUUACGGAGAAAUCAAACGAGAAUUGACUCUUUUAAAAUCAAUCGAACUUUCUACAAUAAAUCGUUCUUCGAAUGAUGAUCAAACUGGAAAUCUAUCAAAAAAAUCUUUCGAUGUACAAGAUGAACAAACACAAAUCAAAAUGUCACAAAUUAAUUCAGAAAGUAAGUUCAAAACUAAUAAGGAAUUUUUGGGUGUUGUUUAUAUGCAUGUUACAGCAACUUAUUUAUUCAUUCUAGGUAAUACUAAUCAUCAUCAACUUCAACAUUCAUGUCGUCAUUGUACUUCUCCAUGUUUGCACCGAUCAAAUGUUCCAUAUUUACCUGCACCAUCUUUUCUUUCAUCAUCAGCUUCUUCAUCAUCAAAUUCAUCUUCUUCUCCUUCAUCACCUUCUCAGAUUUAUUUAAAACCUUAUCAACAGUCAACAACAAAUUGUAAUGGCAUUGAUGAUAUGACACGAACAUUGAAUGAAUCAUCGAAAAAAAUUAUUCCAUCUAUACCAACAUCACUUUCAAUUAUAACAACAAAAGAUAAUCUUCAAUUGUGCAAUACUCUUUCAAAUUCAACAAAUACAAAAUAUCCAUCAUUGACAACAUCAUGUUCAACAAUGGUUACUCCAACUGCUUCACUUCUUUCAUCAGUUACAACAACAACAUUAACGCCGUCCAAUCUCUUUCCAGGUCAUCAACUUUCAUCCGUCCAAUGUACAAAACUUCAUUGUCCACCAACAUCAUCAUGGAGUCCACCAUUAUCGUCAUCGUCAGGUGUAUCAAGUAUAGCUACAACAUCAACAGAUAAUCGAACAGUAAUUAAAUCAUCUAAACAAACAUCACCUAAACCAUCACCAUCACCAACAAUUCUUGUUCCAUCAACAUGUACAUCAGUAACAACAAAUGUAAAUACCAGUAUACUUGAACCACUUGAUACAACAUAUGUUGCUAAUGUUGUACGAAAACUUCUUGCACAACAUAAUAUAGGUCAACGUAUAUUUGCACGUUAUAUAUUAAGUUUAUCUCAAGGUACCGUUAGUGAAUUAUUAUCAAAACCAAAAUGUUGGUCAAAAUUAACUGAAAAAGGUAAAGAAAGUUAUAGAAAAAUGUGGUGUUGGGCCAAUUCCGAAGAAAGUAUUUUAACAUUAAAAAGUAUUAGUCCACGCAAAGGUAUGAAUAAUCGUUCAAAAGAUAAUCCAUAUCCAGCUAUAAGUACAAAACAUACUGAUCCAGCAACACAUCAAAAAAUUGUUCAGAUUUUAGCUGAUGCUCAAAAACAACAAAUGGCAGCCGCCGUUGCCGCCGCCGCAGCAGCAGCAGCUAAUAUAGAUCAAAAAUUAUCUUUAUCUCCAUGUAGUUCCUUACAUAAAGAAACAUCAAAUAUUAAUCUAUCAUCAGAUCCACUUGAAUCAAAAACUUCGUCAUCAUCAUCAUCAGCAAGUUCAUCACCAGUAAAUUCUCCUUUAAAUGAAUCACCACCAUCUGAUCAACAAACAUUUUUACUUCCUGUUCCACCACCUCCACUUCCAUCAAUAACAACAACAACAUCAAAUACAGCUGCAUCUUUAUCUAUGUUAUCAGCAUUUGUACCAUCAUUAUUAAUGCGUACAGCAAAUAGUUUUCAUAAUGAAACAACAACAACAUCAGCAACAACAACAAAUAAUCUUCUUGAUUGUUCAUCAUCAUCACCAUUUAAUUUACUUCGUCAUCAACCAGAUAAUUAUCGUAAUUGGCUUAUGUUACAAGAAAUUGUUCGUAAUAAUGAUUUAUUUAAACAAUUUCAACCAACAUUGCCAACAUCAAUUGAUACAGAUGAUGAAAGUGAACAAGAUAAUGAUGAUAAUAAUAAUGAUAAUGAUGAAAAUGAUGACGACGAUGAUGAUGAUGAUGAUGAUGAUGAUAAUAAUAAUAAUAUUGAUGAUGAAAAUCCAAUAAGUUCAGAUGAAAUUCCACUUGAUUUAAGUAUGAAAAUUGAUUCAAAUCAUCAUGAUAUUGGACGAACAUCAAUUAAAAUAUCAAAUAAUAAACAACAAUUAUCAACAAAACAUACUAAAACAGCUUUAACACCAUUACGUGAACAAGAUACAUCAAAAUAUCGUUAUAUAAAUACAAUGGAAUUAGUUCAAACAGUUAAAGAUAUUCUAAGUCGUUAUAGUAUAUCACAACGACAUUUUGGAGAAAAAAUUCUUGGAUUAUCUCAGGGAAGUGUUAGUGAUAUUCUUGCUCGACCAAAACAAUGGGAAUUAUUAACACAAAAAGGUCGUGAACCAUUUCUUCGUAUGCGUAUUUUUCUUGAUGAUCCAAAUGCAAUAAAACAACUUGUGCAAACUGUUACAACAACACCAACAUCAACAUCAACAACAACACCAACAAAUUCAAUAUUAUUACCAACAUUUUGUCCACCACCAUCAUCAUCAUCAUCAUCAACAACAACAAUAGCAACACCAUCACUUUUAUCAAAUACAGUAUUGAAUGGUUAUCAUUCAAAUAAAUUAUUAACACGUGACAAUUCAAUAGAUUCACAAUCGAAUAUUUUAUUAAAUGAUUCAUCACAAUUAUUAAUAAAUGAAACAAUACAAUUACCAUUAUCAUCAACAUCAUCAUCAUCACCAUCAAAUGGAAUAAUAACAAAUUCAAAUAAAUCGAAAUCUCGUUCAAAAAGUUCAAAAACAAAUAAUGAUAAAUCAUCACCAUCAUCAUCAUCAAAUCAUUCAAGACAUUCGUCAACAAAUCCACUUAUGGCACCAUAUGAAUUACCUAAAAUAUCAUUACCUAGUACAAUCGAUACUGAACAAUUAAGUUCACAAGUGCGUGAACUUCUUUUUGCUUAUAGUAUUGGACAACGUGUAUUUGGUGAAGCUGUACUUAAUCUAUCUCAAGGAACUGUUAGUGAAAUAUUAUCAAAGCCUCGUCCUUGGCAUUCAUUAAGUGUUAAAGGUCGUGAACCAUAUAUGCGUAUGUAUACAUGGUAUAAUGAUACAGGCAAUGUACAAAAACUACUUGCAUGGAAACGAGAACGUGAUGCUUUACGACGUUCUCGUCCUCCAGCGACAACAACAGAUAAUAAUAAUGGUGAUUUAGAAAGUGGAAAUAAUAAUUCAACCAUGAAAAAAUCAUCAUCAUCAUCAACAACAAAUAAUAAUAAUAAUAAUAAUAAUAAUAAUAAUAAUCCAAAACGUCGAUAUUUAUUUACUGAUGAUCAACGUCGUGUAUUAAAACAAAUAUUUGAAAAUGAACCAUAUCCAAGUCAAUCAACAUUAGAACAACUUGUGGGUGAAUUAUCAUUACCAAUGAAUAAAAUAGCUAAUUGGUUUCAUAAUUCACGUAUGAGAGCUAAAACAAAUAUACGUUCAUCAAGUCCAAUAAAUAAAAUUUCAACAUCAUCACUUAAUAAUAAUAAUGAUGAUUUAAUAAAUACACAAAGUGAUGAUGAAGAUGAUUUAGAUGAUAAUAAUAAUAAUAAUAAUAAUAACAAUGAUGAUGACGACGAUGAUGAUGAUUAUCCUAUUUUACCAACAAUUGUACCUUUAACUAGUUCAUGGCUUAAUGGUACAAAUGAUUCGAACAGUUCAACAAGUCCAAUUGGUUUAUCAGCAACAUCAACAAAUAUUGUUUCAUUAAUUGAUGAUCAAAAAAUAAUGCCUAUAUCAUCAAGUUCAAGUAGUAAAAAACGUAAAUCAGUUCCACAAAAAAUUGUCACUACGAAUAAUAAUAAUAAUAAUAAUCUAUCAAAAAAAUUUCAUAAUGAAUCAACAAUACUUGAAAAUGACAGUAAUGAUGAAACAAAUCAAAAAACAAAUCUAAUUGAUAUUCUUACAUAA